AUGAUGGAAUACGCGCAAUACCAGCAACCACCACAGUCGGCGCAUUCUGGUUACACAAAUUCUGGUGCUGGGAACAAUAUCACGUCCCCAACGAGUCACAACAUACAUCAACACGGCGUUCAGACUUCGCCAAUCCUACCGUCGCAACACCAAACCUCAACACCGGGACAAGGACACAACAUGUACCAAACUCAGUAUGGCGUGCCCCAGCAGGGGAUGCACUACGGGGUGCCCCAGAUUCAAGCGGCUGCCAUGGCCGCGACCGCUGCCGCUGCCGGUGGGACGGGUUAUUCAUCAUACAUGCCAUCGGACCCCAGCCUCCCUCAAAAUUCACCUAGGAUGACGUCCGGGGGGAAGAAGGAUUCGCGCGACCCUCGAUCACCUCAGCAGCUGAAUAAUGUGAAUCAACUCCCUGGACGACGUAUGAGCCAGGUUACGAGCCCUGGUGUACCGAGCGCACCGAUGAUGAACCAUACCGCCGGCCGCUCCGCCGUUGCCCCUCCCCCAAUGCCGCCAACACAAUCCAUGCCUCCGCCUCAGUCGCCCGAGAUAGCUGCGGGCGCAGAGGAAUCACCGUUAUAUGUCAAUGCGAAGCAAUUCCACCGAAUCCUCAAGAGAAGGGUCGCCCGACAACGCUUAGAAGAAGCAUUGCGUUUAACGAGUAAGGGUAGAAAGCCUUACCUUCACGAGUCUCGGCAUAAUCAUGCGAUGCGACGACCUCGAGGUCCCGGUGGGCGGUUCUUAACUGCAGAAGAGGUAGCCGAGAUCGAGAGGAAUAAAAGCUCAGGGGAGGAUAAGGAUAACGGCGCGACUGAGGCAGCACCUGUUAAGACCGGCUCUAAGAGGAAGUCGGACUCUAAUUCCGCUGCCCCGAACAAGAAAGCCAAGACGCAACCGGAGACGCCCGACGAUGAUGACGAUGAUGCCGAAGACGAUAGCUGA
Molecule: messenger RNA, 942 nt
Organism: Daldinia caldariorum
Lineage: Eukaryota; Fungi; Ascomycota; Sordariomycetes; Xylariales; Hypoxylaceae
Product: CCAAT-binding transcription factor (CBF-B/NF-YA) subunit B-domain-containing protein
Exons: 1
Coding region: 1-942 (313 amino acids)
Biological process (GO): regulation of transcription by RNA polymerase II
Cellular component (GO): CCAAT-binding factor complex
Molecular function (GO): DNA-binding transcription factor activity, RNA polymerase II-specific; RNA polymerase II cis-regulatory region sequence-specific DNA binding
Source: RefSeq, a predicted model, not a curated record